GCCGGGGCUCAGCGCCAUGAACCGCCCGGUGCUGCUGGGGCUGCUCUCCGCGCUGGCGCUGCUGGGCUGCUUGGAGCCUGGUGAUGCCUUAACGUGCUCUGAUAAGCAGUAUGAGUACAAGGGCAGGUGCUGCAACCGGUGUCGGCCAGGGGAAAAGCUGGUCUCUGAGUGCAGCGAAACAGAAAACUCUGACUGCACCCUGUGUGAGGACGGGCACUAUCAGCAGGGCUGGACUAAAGAGAAGCACUGUGCUCCUCAUGAAGUCUGUGAACACAACGCCGGGCUCAUCGUGAAAACACACGGAAACGCCACGCACAACACGGUGUGCCAGUGCCAGCCCGGCACGCACUGCUCGGACACCAGCUGCCAGACCUGCGUGGAGAACCAGCCCUGCCAGCCCGGCUCUGGCUUCGUGGCAGCCAAGGCCAUGGAGAGGAAGACAUCCCCCUGCGAACCCUGUGCAGAAGGCACCUUCUCCAGCGUCUCUUCUAAAACUGAGCCGUGCCAUCCCUGGACAAGCUGUGAGGAAAAGGGGCUGGCUCUGAAGGUGGAAGGGACAAACACCUCGGAUGUGAUCUGCGAGUCAGGCAGGCACUCCUCGCUGUCGGUGCUGAUCCCCAUCGCGGCUGCAGUCGUCACGUGCCUCGUGGGCGUCUGCAUCUACUGCCUGGUCCACACAGAUUCCAGGCGACGGGUGGAGAAGGAGGCUGGGAUGCCCGGAGAGAACGCAGAUACCCAGCAGCCCACGGAGCAGGAUGAGAAUGUCUUGCCUGUGCAGGAGACCCUACUCAGGGGCCAGCCCGUGGCCCAGGAGGAUGGCAAGGAGAGCCGCAUCUCGGAGCAGGAGAUGGUGUGAGGGCGCACCAUCCAGCAGGAGCACGGACUGGGAACAGCACCAUCUCCUCUGUCCCCUCUCCAGCUGGGGAGGAAAUCUGGCAUCUGGCCUGGCUGCAAGUGAUGUGGUGCUGCGGUGGACCAUGGCACGACCACCCCACGGGAAUACUGCCACACCAGCAACUGGUCUGGUCACCUGCCCAGGGCUGCCCUGGUGGAGCGAGGCUUGGCUGCCUGCACAGGGACACAGAACAAGGCUCUGUCCCAUCCUGCUGCCCAACCAGGUGCUGCGGUGAAGCCCAGCGUGGCUGCUCCCCUGCUGACCCCUGGCAGAGCCCGGUGCACCCUCCAGGGCUGCCACAGCGGGGUGUAACAGCUGAUGGUGACACCGCAGCUCAGAGCCUUCCCUGCAUGCUGGGCAUGCCAUGGCCAGGA
Molecule: messenger RNA, 1269 nt
Organism: Empidonax traillii (willow flycatcher)
Lineage: Eukaryota; Metazoa; Chordata; Aves; Passeriformes; Tyrannidae
Gene: CD40
Product: CD40 molecule
Exons: 9
Coding region: 17-856 (279 amino acids)
Biological process (GO): positive regulation of blood vessel endothelial cell migration; B cell activation; positive regulation of transcription by RNA polymerase II
Cellular component (GO): CD40 receptor complex; external side of plasma membrane; membrane
Molecular function (GO): protein binding; transmembrane signaling receptor activity; antigen binding
Source: RefSeq, a predicted model, not a curated record